AUGAGCAAAAUAUUUGUUAUUUUCGGAGCUACUGGUAAGCAAGGCGGGGCCCUAAUCAAUUUCAUUCUCCAAGAUGAGGCCUUGUCGAAAGAGUUCAAUUUAAGAGGGAUUACGCGAAAAGCCUCAAAGCCGGAAGCAGUCCAGCUCAAAGAGCGCGGCGUGGAGGUUAUCGAAGCCGAUAUGAAUGAUCCUCCGUCACUUAGACCAGCUCUCGAGGGAGCAUACGCUGUGUUUGCCAUGACUAACUUUUGGGACAAAGCAAGUGCUGAGGCCGAAGUGGCUCAAGGAAAGGCCAUUGCCGAUGUAUCAUUAACAGCUGGCGUGUCUCUGAUGAUCUGGUCCUCUCUGCCAAAUGUUACAAAAAUGUCAAAUGGAGAGCUCACCACCGUCGAGCAUUUCGAUAGCAAGGCCGAGGUAGAAGAUUACAUUCGAAGCCUGAAUUUCCCCAGCAGUGCCUUCUUCCUUCCUGGUUGGUUCAUGCAGAACUUUUGGGAUAAUUUCGUUCCAAAGCCAAAGAUGAUCUCCGAAGAUACAGUGUUAUUCCCAUUUGCCUGGCCCCCGGAUAUGCGCAUGCCAUUGAUCGACAUUGGCGAUGCGGGAAAAUAUCUCGCACCUGCACUGCGAGAUCCGGCAAAAUACAACGGUGCCCAGCUGGUCUCGGCUACGGCAUUCUAUUCUGCUCAGGAGAUAGUGGAUAUUUGGUCGGGAGUUAGUGGCAAGAAUGUCCGACUGGCUACUGGUGAUGAAGUCGAACAAUUCAUUACCCAUCCCCUGCAGAGAGAUGUACUACGUCCAGGUCCUCUGUUCCUGAGGUACGGGUAUUUCGGCCCCAAUGGUGACCGAGACCUAGAUUGGACUCUCGCGCAGUUAGAUCCUGCGGAUAAAUUGACAACGUGGGAGGAAUUUCUUGUUCGGAAUGGGCCAUGGGAUUUUGAGUAG
Penicillium cataractarum is the source of this 939-nucleotide messenger RNA. Its product is annotated as NmrA/HSCARG family protein. The record is from RefSeq and is a predicted model, not a curated record. Lineage: Eukaryota; Fungi; Ascomycota; Eurotiomycetes; Eurotiales; Aspergillaceae. The transcript is spliced from 4 exons. The coding region runs from base 1 to 939 and encodes 312 amino acids.